AUUGUUUUCCCAGAACAAACUGCAGUGCUUUCGCUUACAAAAGACGAGCUAUAAAAUAUAAAGUGGGAAUCAUUCCGAGCGCAUUUACAAUUUUACAACAUGAGCACCGACGAUUUAUUAACAAAAUUCGAUGAAAUGGUGAAACGCUUUAGAGAAGAGUUCAAUGAAAUUAUCGAAGGGGAACGUGCCAAAAUGAAGGCGGAAGUAGAAGCGUAUAACGCGGAGAAGCAGAAAAUGAAACCGUUCGAAGUUAGCGACGAUGAUAUAAUAGAUCUGAACGUCGGAGGACAGAAAUUGACCACCAACAGAUCUACUCUGUGUCAGGUAGAAGGUUCGUUGCUUGCCUCCAUGUUCAGUGGACGCUGGGAGGAUCUCAAACGUGAUAAAGAUGGCGCCAUCUUCUUCGACUUCAACCCACAGUAUUUCGUGAUAAUUCUGGAUUAUCUUCGCGCGAAGAAAAAUGCGACUCCAGAGAAUCCCGUACUUGUGCCGAAAGUCCCUGAAGAGCAAGCAAAACAGUUCAAUGAUCUUGUUCAGAAUCUCGGUUUGACCGAAGAGUUCGUCUCCAAGGCUGAAAUUUCGCCAGGCGAGAAAUUCAAUUUACACAGUGCUGAAGUCGCUGUUCAGGAAGGCGGAAAAGUGGCCUGUAAAAAUGUUUCAUCCGACGUUCAUGGCUAUGUUCUCGGAGAAAAUGUCUACCAAGAUGGGAUUGUGAAUCUCAAAUUAAAACUGGAAUCUGUGAAAAACAACAAGUGGAUGUUCGUUGGUAUUAUAAAAGAUGAUGCUAUUCAAGUAUCUCCAGCGAAUAACGCUUCGUGUGGAUGGUUCGGUUCCCAUGGAUGGGUACUGGGAUCUGAUGGUGGUCGCGUGUGGCAAAAUACGUUAUGUAAGAUAAACAGUACUUUAAAGAAUCUUUCUAAACAAGGUGAUACGGUUGAGUUAGUCUUAGACUGUGAUGCAGGCAUGCUCUCACUACAUUUGCCCACUGGUCAACAAUUUCAGCUAGAAAUACCCAAGUGUAAAACCUGGAGACUGAAUGUAACUUUGCUAAAUGCAACGGACAAAAUCCGCAUUGUGGACGGUUAACGGCCGACGAACUGACUAUUCAAUGAAAUCAACUAUACUCUAAUAGUUCUAUAAUAAUUAAAACUAAGUAAAAGUAGCACAUAUAUUGACAAAAUACUUCCGAUAUGGAUUCGUACACUUAUAUAAAAUAACAUGGACGUUAAACUUUGUAUGCUAGUGUCAGUUAUAUGAUCAUGUAUAGCCUACGGUGUAGACCCCAGCAGAAACACGUCUACACCGGCCGUAGGCUAUUAUAUGUAGGGAAGGGAGGGGCUCUGGGGCAGAAGUGAAUUAGUGCCAUCAAUAUGAGGGGGACCUCCUUGACGUAUGGUAUAACCUCGCCUUUUAUCUACGACUAAAAAUCCUUCAUUCAGUUUGUAAAUAGUACUUUUGAUUAGUUUUACAAUGUAAUAAAA
Molecule: messenger RNA, 1481 nt
Organism: Paramuricea clavata
Lineage: Eukaryota; Metazoa; Cnidaria; Anthozoa; Malacalcyonacea; Plexauridae
Source: the annotation of a GenBank genome assembly